AUGUCCCUAUAUACACAGUGACGGCAAUUUAAUUUAAUUACGAUUGAGUUAUUAUGUACAAGAAUAAUCCAAUAAAAUUAGAAAACCUUCUCCAAAUUUUAGUGGUGAAUCUUAUUACAAGGAUAGGUUCAAAAAAGUUAAUAGAAUCCAUAUCUUAGGUUUCUCUGACAGAUUUCAAAGGCAUAGAGUAGAAGUACUUAUUUCGUUCUUAAUAGACACCAUAGGAAUUCAGAAAGAUUGGAUGCGAAGUAGUGGGAAUAUCAAAAGAUUCGAAAUUCUGCUACAUGAAGAAUUUUGAGAUACAAAGAUUGGGAAAGCUCAAUAUUAUGUUGAUUUUUUAUAUUGGAAAAGUUAGAAUAGAGUCUAAUAAUUUUAAAACAUUUCGACAUUUUUUGGAUGUUUGA
Messenger RNA from Paramecium octaurelia, 404 nucleotides. NCBI's taxonomy places the organism in Eukaryota, Ciliophora, Oligohymenophorea, Peniculida, Parameciidae. The record is from the annotation of a GenBank genome assembly.